Messenger RNA from Exophiala xenobiotica, 1453 nucleotides. RefSeq lists its product as uncharacterized. The transcript is spliced from 2 exons. The coding region runs from base 266 to 1024 and encodes 252 amino acids. Lineage: Eukaryota; Fungi; Ascomycota; Eurotiomycetes; Chaetothyriales; Herpotrichiellaceae. The record is from RefSeq and is a predicted model, not a curated record.
CCACGCCUUGCCUUGCUUUGCGCUUCAUCCGUCGACAUAUUGUCAUUCGGCGCCUGGCGUAUCACUUCUGGCUUUGGGUCCAGGCGGAACGAGCAUCGUGACUGCCAGCUGAGGUCUGGCUGCCGCUGCCUCUGGACGCCCUAGUUUUGACAGUUUUUGACACUGUCUUCCUCUCCUUCUCCACACCUCCACCUUGCCCAUCGACGACGGCUAGAUCAACGCUUUUCGACGGACUGGCUGCGCUCUGCCUGUCUAUGUUUCUUGCAUGAGGAUGGCGACCGACGCAAAACGCCAGAAUGCAGGAGCAAAAGUACCGGUCGCGUUGCCAAAGGGUGAACCUGCACAGCCAGCUGCGUCGUCCGUCCCUCUAGACAUCAGUCUGCAACAAGCGAUCGGAAGCAGGAUACGCGUCAUUACUACUGGGCCCAACCAGGCAUCUGUGGAAGGCGUUGUCUACACAGCUGAUCCCUUGACCAGCCUUCUUGUCCUUAACACCAGCCCAGCACCACCAACCAACGUUAACUCGGCCUCCUUGGUAGCGCCUUCAGGUGCCUAUCGGCUCAUUCCCAUAUCACAAAUUAGCAGCUUCCAGCUUCUUUCACUGCCACCCCAGCCAACCGAAACUACAAAUCCGGUGCUGAAUGCGAUUGAUAUCAAUGCAGUGCAAGCCCGACUAGCAAGAAACAUCUCGUCACAACAAGCCGCGCAGGCACGUCUGGGGCCAAAGGGAACGACUCCUACAGACCAGGCGCUUUUUGAUGCUCUGUCAAGAACACACCCAGCUCGAUGGGUGGGUAAUAACAUGCUCAUCUCAGACACAUAUCUAAUUGAGAAGCCAUACACUGCUGCAAAUGUCCGGCUAGUUGAAGGAAGGCACGGGGACCUCGAUCGGAUGAGAAAAGUAGUGGACAUGGAGCGGUCAAAAGUCACACUGAAGCUGUCAAAGAACCUGAUCGACGGGAAAAUGGCCGCAGACAACGCGAGCGGAAAAGGCAUGGCAGCAGGCAUCAAAAAAGGCGGUUGACCAUGCUUUCAGUCCAACAUAUCGGAAGCAAUCGGCCCAAACAUGAUGCUAGUAAUCUGCAUCCACAACUCGGGGCAGCACUGAAGUGGCCGGAAUCUUGGUACCAUCAGAAGAACAGGACGUCACUCCAUUUGGGGAUUGACCUAGGAUACCGGUCAGUGCGCCCAAUCUCUUCUGAGGAUAGGCUGCCAAGGUUCUGUCUCCCAGUGGUGUCACACCCUCCAGAGAGGCACAUUGUAUGAGGCUCACAGGUCGGGUGAAGACUGACCAUGGGGUUUCUUACCUGGCCUGCGUCUCCGCCAUGUAUUCGGUGGUGAAUAGGUGCAAAGAGGAAGCAAGUUGGCGAACAAUAAACAUACGUUGACCCGAAACGCACCAACACCUUCCCUCUAGUAAGUGUCUUGCUCUUCCGUGGCUUGUUCGAUUAUG